Apis mellifera (honey bee) is the source of this 8588-nucleotide messenger RNA. RefSeq names its product protein slit (gene sli). The record is from RefSeq and is a predicted model, not a curated record. Gene Ontology annotation, molecular function: Roundabout binding; heparin binding; calcium ion binding. Gene Ontology annotation, biological process: axon guidance. The transcript has 31 exons. NCBI's taxonomy places the organism in Eukaryota, Metazoa, Arthropoda, Insecta, Hymenoptera, Apidae. Bases 1770 to 6299 code for a protein of 1509 amino acids.
GAGAAAUCCGCGCCAACGAGCAGAGACCAGUUGAGCGCGAGACUCCGAGCCGAACGGUUGUACGCACGGACACAGCCCGGCACCCGAAUCUACGAUAUCGUACGACGCAUUUCGCAAAUUAAUUUCGUCUUUUCGAGAUAUUUAUCAUUGUUCCGUCGCUGCCUCUUUUCCGAAAGGGUUAAACGUAUUUCGGACUUGUGACAAGUGACACGUAAUCGCAUCAGUGGUGAUUAUCGACGUGACUGCCAAUCAUCAUUCCAGUGUGGACUUCUCUUGUGGAUUUCUCACUUCGCAUUUUCAUCAAAGGAGUUCCGAGUGGCAGGGAGCAUCGUGUCGUCUUACGGUGAUGCAUCACUGUCGCGACGAGCGCGUGAACGAAUCGACUGGCAAAUCGACGAACCGAUCGCCGAGUAUAAUGCCCGCGUAACGAGCAACAAGAUCAGAAGAGAGUGAACGGAAGCUAGGAAAAGAAGAGGCUGGGAAGACCAAGGUGUAGCAAAUCUUGGAGCGCCAUACACCUACCCAUAUACACGCAUAUACACGCGCGCAAGAGGAUCGAUGAUCGACGGUUGGAGCGAGUAGCGGCGAAAACUGGUAAAUGAGUUUGGCCGUAACGCGUUGGCCGUUGGAGGAGCUCGCGUCCGCUGGUCUCCGCGGCAAGGACCACGUACCCGCGUACCGUGGGUACGGCAGGAACUAGGGAGAAGACCAUCGCCAAGAUAAAGUCAGUGGGAGCGGUGAUCCAGGAUGCGCGGGAACGGGUGGUGCCGUUAGUGGUGUCAAACGGCUCGUCGGAGGGGCGCGUGGAACGGGGAGGGGGCCACGAACACGGGGGCCCCCUGAAGGAGGGCCUCGAGCAGCCAUCGUCGGCGCUGCUGCUGCCCGGUCGCGGCGUGGAUCGUCGUGACGAUCAUUGCGAGCGGUGCGCGGAGGACGUUGGGGGCGAGGACGCGACGGAUGCCGGUCGACGGGCCACGGUGGACGAGCAAUCGAGUCGGGGCGUAAUCGUCGGGGGUUGGUCGAAAGGCCGCGAGGCGUCCAGGGGCGAGGAUCGAGGCGGUGGCGCGGCAUCGUCGAGCGAGGCGCCCGUGUUGGUCCAUCGGUGGCGCGAUCAGCAGGCGGCAGCGUUGGAUCUGCAUUCGGUAGGGGGGGAGAGCGGUGGGUCGGAGGUGGUCCGUUCGAAGGCGCGGGCGAGGAACGGUUGCCCGCCGGCAGCGGUCGUCGAGAGCGGUCUCGUAGGCGAGGAGACGUUGUUGGAGAGGAGGGGGGUGUGCUCGGCGCAGAGGCAGAGCAGAGGAUCGUCGAGCGGCGGGAUCUCGGGGAGGCAUCACGCGGAGAACGCGCGUAGGGGCACCGCCGCCGCAACCACCGCCCCCAACAACCGGUCGUGUCGGGUUCAUGGUCGAAGGAGGGAUCGGUCACGGGGAAAAGCGACGGAACAGCGACACCCGGUUGAGAAUACGCGGGAUUUGACGUCGAACGAGUACGAGUGUUCCGUGAUACGAUUGGAACAGGAUCCUAUCCUCGAGCCGGUGAGGAUACUCGGUUGCCCGCCGAGCGAGGGGUUGGAGAUCUCCUCGUUCUUGGAGCCGGCCCCGAGUUACGUUUACCAGGGGAUCAACGUCGGUCGGCUGGCGGGGAACGAGGCUGCUUGCUUCAGCCUCUACGACCCGAACAAUAUUCUGCCGAAGAGCCGCGCCGGGAGCAUCGCGAAAAUCCUCGAGGGGCCUAAUCGUGCCGUGAAGGACAUUAACAGGAAGGUGUUGGCGAUGGCGCGUGCCAUGACGCCUGCCUGGUCGCUGCGUUUGCUAGGCGUCAGCUGCGGUUCCGUGGUCUGCGCCUGGGGACUCUUGCUGAUAUUGUCCGUGCUGGGCGGUGGCGCCUCUCACGGUACCGCCCUCGGUAGCUUCGGCCUCGGAAGUUUGUCGGGUGCGAUGGAGGACAUGAACAGUGCAAGAUGCCCGUGGUUGUGCACGUGUACCGGACAAGAGGUCGACUGCUCUCAUCGUGGCCUCACGCAGAUUCCCGGGGACCUGGUCACAUUUCUCGUCGCUGAAAAACUGGAUCUCCAAGGGAACAAUAUCUCGGUGAUAUUCAAGACCGACUUCGAGGACAUGGCUACGCUUCACGUUCUUUGGCUAUCGAAUAAUCAAAUUCACACCAUUGAAAGAGGUGCCUUCCAGGAUCUAGUUGGUGUCGAGAAGCUGCGCCUUAACAAUAAUCAAAUACGUCACCUACCCGAUCUUCUCUUUAGCAACAUGAUGAAUUUAAAGCGUCUAGACCUUAGCCACAAUCAAAUCGCCACGAUUGGACCAAAGACACUCAGAGGAAUUUCAUCUUUAAAAUAUUUAUUACUCGACAACAAUGUGUUAACCUGCAUCGAUGAAGCAUCAAUACGAGAAUUGAAGGAUUUGGAAAUACUAAUGUUGAACAAUAAUAAAUUAACAACAUUAGGGAAGGAAAUGUUGAAUGGCUUUUCGCAUUUGCGGACGUUGAAACUGGUGGACAACCCAUUAUCCUGCGAUUGCCACUUAGCCUGGCUCUCUCGGCAUUUAAAAAGUUAUCCGAGACUUGGCCAACACACAAAAUGUGCCUCUCCGAUUCAUUUGAAGGAUCGAAAUAUCGCCGAUGUACAGGAGCACGAGUUCAAAUGUUCUGGGCCGGUUGAGCGUACGGGAUCAGAGUGCAGCGCGGAACCGCAAUGCCCGCAUCCUUGCAGAUGCGCUGAUGGUAUCGUCGACUGCAGGGAGAAUUCUUUGACGAAAGUACCCACUCAUCUCCCGGAGGACACGACCGAAUUACGUUUGGAGCAGAAUCGUAUCACGGAAAUUCCGCCCAAGGCUUUCUCCCCGUACAGAAAACUGCGUAGAAUCGACCUCAGCAACAAUCAAAUUAAAAAGGUGGCGGCCGAUGCGUUUCACGGGUUGAAAUCAUUGGAAUCACUAGUAUUGUACGGAAACAAAAUCACCGAAUUGCCCAGCGGAUUGUUCCAAGGAUUGACCAAUUUGCAGUUACUGCUGCUGAACGCGAACGAGAUAUCCUGCAUACGAACCGAUCUGUUCCGAGAUCUGACCAGCCUCACUCUGUUGUCCCUCUACGAUAACAACAUCAGAUCCCUGGCCAAUGGAACUUUCGCCAAUCUACGAAGCAUUGAAACGCUACAUUUGGCAAGGAACCCGUUCAUCUGCGACUGCAACCUGCGAUGGCUGAACGCGUAUCUUCACGCGCAUCCCAUCGAGACGUCGGGAGCCAAGUGCGAGUCGCCGAAGAGGGCGCAGAAGCGGAAGAUCGAUUCGAUGCGGGACGACAAGUUCAAAUGUAAGGGCGACGAGGAGCUCUUGACGAAGAGAGCUGGCGAGUGUAUCCUGCCUGGAGAGUGUCCAGAUCCAUGUGUUUGCAACGGAGCAACCGUCGAUUGUUCGAACAAGAAGCUCACUUCCAUACCGAAGGAAUUGCCUAUUUAUACGUCCACCCUGCUGUUGGCCAACAAUGAGCUGGAUAAGAUCAAAGCUGAUGGCCUGUUCGAGAAGUUGCCCGAGUUGCAGCAUUUGGACCUAAGGAAGAACAAAAUAUCGCGCAUCGAGGCAUCCUCGUUUCAAGGCGCUCACAAGUUAACCGAUUUAUUGUUGUCGGAGAACAGGCUGAGGGAGGUUCACAACAAGAUGUUCACCGGGCUGACGAAUCUUAAGACCCUGAACCUGCACGGGAAUGCCAUAACCUGCGUUAUGCAAGGCUCGUUCGACGGAUUGACGCAUAUACGCACCAUCAACAUGCAAGGCAAUCCUUUGUCGUGUAAUUGUCAUCUCGCGUGGUUCGCCGGAUGGUUGAGAAAACGCGAAACGCCGUUGUCAGGCGUCGUUGGACACUGCCACGACCCACCAAGAUUGAAAGAUGCGAUCGUCAAAGAUAUCCCCCAUCACGAGUUCAAGUGCAACAACGACAGCGUGGGUUGCCUAGGAGACGAUUACUGUCCACCCCAAUGUAAUUGCGCCGGCUCGGUGGUGAGAUGCUCGAGAUCUCAGCUUACGGAGAUACCACGUGGGAUUCCGCCGGAAACCACCGAGCUGUAUUUGGACGUGAACGACAUCAAGACGAUCCAGCCGGAGAGGCUGAACCACCUGAGGAUUCUCACUAGACUGGAUCUGAGCAACAAUCAGAUCGGGAUGCUGUCCAACGAUACCUUCAGAAAUCUCACCAAAUUGUCCCACUUAAUUAUCAGCUACAAUAAGUUACAAUGCGUCCAACGUAACGCUCUGGCCGGCUUGAAAUCGCUGCGGAUAAUGUCUCUACACGGUAACGACAUAUCGGUGAUCCCGGAGGGGGCGUUCGAGGAUCUUCAAUCUAUAACCCACCUCGCUCUUGGGUCCAACCCGCUCUACUGCGACUGCAGCAUGCGAUGGUUGGCCGAAUGGGUGAAAAAGGAUUACGUGGAGGCAGGUAUAGCGAGAUGUAUGGAGCCUCCAGCGAUGAGGGACAAGCUGUUGCUCACGACACCUGCGACCGCAUUCCAAUGCAAAACCAGCCAACAGCCAGCCGAGGUCUUGGCCAAGUGCGACCUGUGCUACACCUCGCCAUGCCAGAACGGAGGAUUUUGCGAGGCGCUCCCGGACAGGAAGUUCCGUUGCAAGUGCGCGCCAGGAUAUCAUGGGGACAGGUGUGAACAUAAAAUUGACGCGUGCUAUGGAAAUCCUUGCGGGAACACCGGAACUUGUAAAGUAUUGGAAGAAGGAAGAUUCAGUUGCGACUGCGCCCCCGGGUACAAGGGACUUCGAUGCGAGAACAACGUCGACGACUGCGAGGACAACAAGUGCUCGAAUAACUCAACCUGCGUCGACCUCGUACAAGCCUACAGAUGCGAGUGCGCCCCAGGAUUCAUGGGCGAGUACUGCGAGGAGAAGAUACCCUUUUGCACAAAAGGGCACGACCCCUGCGAGAACGGGGGCCGGUGCGUCGACCACGGGACCCACUAUAGCUGCGAAUGCCCAAUCGGCUUCACCGGCCUUAAUUGCUCCACCAACCUGGAUGACUGCGUUGAUCAUAUGUGCCAGAACGGUGCUACUUGCAUCGACGGCAUAAACAAUUACGAGUGUAAGUGCGCGGCGGAUUACACGGGGAGAUAUUGCGAGGCCGCACCAUCGACAGUCAUGCUCUACCCGCAAACCAGUCCGUGCGCGCAUCAUGACUGUCAGCACGGUGCUUGCUUCCAACCCGCUCCCGCCUCCGCCGCGGACUACCUUUGCCAGUGCCACCCCGGCUACACCGGAAAACGAUGCGAGUACCUGACGAGUUUGAGCUUCGUGGACAACAGCUCGCUGGUCGAGCUGGAGCCGCUACGCACGAGGCCUGAAGCGAACGUGACGAUCGUGUUCACGACCACGCAGGAGAACGGGGUCCUCCUCUACAACGGCCAGAAUGGCGAUCACAUUGCCGUCGAGUUGUUCAACGGCCGUGUAAGGGUCUCGUACGACGUUGGCAAUUAUCCAACCUCGACGAUGUACAGUUACGAAAUGGUCGCCGAUGGUAAAGCCCACGUGGCCGAGCUUCUCGCGAUCAAGAAGAAUUUCACGAUGAGGGUCGACAACGGCGCGGCUAGAAGCAUUAUCAACGAGGGUCCUAAGGAAUACCUGAAACUCGUCGCGCCUAUGUACGUUGGCGGCGUCGCGCCCGAGGUCGCCAACGUAGCGUUCACCGAGUUUCAUCUGCGGAACAUCACCAGCUUUCAAGGCUGCAUCUCGGAGAUGUGGAUCAAUCACAAGUUGGUAGACUUCAGCAAUGCAGCGAAGAUGCAUCGCGUAACUCCCGGAUGCAUGUCAAACGAGGAAGAAGCUGACGAGGCGCGAGACGUCGUGGAAGCGGAAGGAAUUAUGGGCAGCAGCAACGAGGAAUCAUUGCCACAAGAGGGGAUGGAUCACGAGCAUUCCGACAUCGUUAUGACGGGACCUGGCACGAUAAUUUCCGAUCCGUGCACGGGACACGAGUGCAGAAAGGGGUCACAGUGCGUGCCAUCACCGAUCGGAAAUGGGUAUACGUGCCGGUGUCAAACUGGGUGGCAAGGACGGUAUUGCGAGAAAGCACCGACGUGUCGCAAGGAGCACACCAGGGAGUAUUACAGCGAGAAUGGAUGUCGGAGUCGGCGACCAGUAAAACUUGCCAAGUGUUGGGGUAGUUGUGGCAACUCUUGCUGUCUGCCGAGGAAAACGAAACGGCGCAAGGUACGGCUGAUCUGCGCCGACGGGAUGCGGUACACGAAGGACGUCGACCUGGUGCGCAAAUGCACGUGCACCCGGAAAUGCUACUAGCCAGGACCGAAACACGCCGAGCGCCACAGGUGUUCCAUAAAUAAGCGUCGAGACGUAUCGAGACCGAGAGGAAACCCCCGAGAACCGUUCAGACAGUGCCCCGAUUCGAACUUUCUACGCGAGCGGGUGAUGUGGCGAGAGCCGAUCGCGGAUCCGUGGAGGAUACGUGGACUCCCCCUCGGCGCGUCCUCGUCGAACGCGUGACGAAAGUCUAAGGGGGCCGCGGGACUGCCAGGCCGAAUGAAAAAAGUAAAAAGAUAAAAAGAGAGAAAAUAUUAACGAAAGGUAAAAAACGAAAAAGAUGGACACACACACAUACAUACACUCGCAAAAAGAAGAAUAAAAAGAAGAAGAGGAAGAAAUAAAACAGCACACAGCCGGCUCAGUGUGAUAUUAUUAUUCGAAAAGAAAACGUGGAAGAAAGAUAUUAUAUAUGUGCGCGCGUUUUAGGAUGGAACUAAUUGAAUAUUUGGGAGAAAGAGGGAAAAUAUCGUGGGCAUACGUGAAGUAUAGGUAUUAUUGUAUUGAUCGACGUAUGCUCGACGAUCGGAGAAAAAUUGGUUGGAGAGAACACGGAGCGGAGAAACGUUGCGUUCCCUGAAACAUUGUGUUCCCUUCGAUACCACGAAUCGUUCGCUCAGUGUGAAAUAGAUCUAAUGGAUUGCGAUUGGUAGUUGGGUGGUAGUGGAUGAAGAAGUUGAUAUUGAUCAAUUUUUGUAACGAAUUACAUCACGCUUAACGAUUAUCGAUCUCUCAGAGAAUCUCCUUCUCCUUCGACCCCGCCGAUUCCCGAGUUUCGUCGAACUCGGGGAGGGGAAUUUUAUCAUUAGCUCGAUGAAUAAUAAUGAAUGAAACAAUGGUUUGUAAGAAUUUUCGUAAGAAAUGAUCGUUCGUAAGGGAACAUCUUAACGUUCUCAAAUUCUCAACAUUUUGUUGCGUGGCACCGCGCAAGCUUCGGUUUCUCGGUGAGGAUUUAAUCUCUGAGAGAUCGAAAUUUCCGCAAUUUCGAAAUCCAGUUUCCAUCCGGGGAAUCUGAUGAAACGGAAUGAAAGGCUUUAGGCUUUUUAGAAGCGUGCUGAGCUUCGCGCAACUAUUUUCCUUGAAUAUUUGUAAUUGUAAUUAAAUACGGAGCAAAUCGGCGAGAGACGAAUGAAAGAGAGACGAGAAAGGAACGAGCAGCGUGUUAUUAAAAAAAGACAGUCGCUAAGUUAAGUAUUAUUAAAGGCGCGGUGUGUAACGGAGUUUUUCGUGUUUCUUUGAAAACAAAAUUUUCCCCCAAUUUAAACUCAAUGAAAACUCGAUGGAUUGUUGUGUUAGGUCUAUUGUCCUCUGAGUAAACGUUUGUAACAAAUACAAGUUCUCGAACAAGGCAGUUAUGCAUCGAUGAGCGAAAUGAUGAUCGGUAUCUGGCAUAAUAUAUAUUAAACGUACACACACACACAAACAUCGAAUGAUCAAUCGAAAAUGAAACAGACAAUUACCAUCAUUUCGAUUCCGUUUCGUUUACUCUAUUUUUAAUUAUUCUCUAAUUAUCGUUUAAGCUUACUAUUUCUACGAAGAGUUAACCUCUCGGGAUAUUUAAUAAUGGGAUAAUUUAACGCGGAGAAACAGUAUAUGUAAUGUGUAAAAAAAAAAAAAGAAGAAGCGUGUUUCUUGCCUCCUUUAUUAUUAAUUUCGUUGCGACAUUGGCGUUCUAUACGAUUUUCUAUCGAACAAAAAUUAAUAAUAAUAAUAAUAAUAAUAAAAAAAAAGAAGCAGCUUCGAGGUAAAUUCUAAAACAAAAAAAGAAUCUGUAAAUAGAUCUAAAACUAGGUUCCCUCUCGCGACGUGUAAUAAAAGGCAAGAAACGAUCAAGGAUGAUCGAAAGUCUCUCGAAGUGAGAGAGACGAAAAAGCGACUCGAGGAGCCUCGAUUCUUUCAUUCCACGGCCUAAGGUACUGUUCUUCGAGGUUCUUGUCGUGCGAAUCGCACCAUCUAGGUGUCACGUUUUCAAAGGGGGGGAAAAAACAGGUCGAGAGAUUGGGCGACCGUUUGUAGAAAUGAACGAAUUUUUCUAGAAACGGAAAGGAACGGGCGUAUAGUUGAAGUGAUUGAAACAAUCCCCUUGAUGGCCGAGGAUAGAGGAACGCGUAAUUAUUUUUGUAUGAGAGGAUUAUUUAAAUGAUCGAGCGUCGACGACGAUUUUCAGCGAUUGUUUUUUUCAUCGGGGUGGCGUGAUUCGUUCGAAACUAACUUAAGAAGUCCCUCUUAAUGUUUCCCGUAUAUUUAAAAAAAAAAGAAGAAGAAGAA